GGUGUUAGCCAACAUUGACUUGUAUGUAUCCUCUGAGGUGAGGACAGAGAAUUUCAUUUCCAUCGUAAUAUUCAUCAUCACCCACCCGACCAGAAUCUGAUGAGCACACUGAAAGAUUAAGUGUCAGAACAAAAUCUACUUAUCUUACCUCUCCGAGAUGUGCAUCUUGAAAUCCUCUUCAACCCACUUGCUAAUUCUCUCCUUGUUUGUGUUCCUUAACUAUGCAACAGAAGCUGCACCUACAUAUAGCGCACAUGCCUGCACAGAUGGAUCCUUUUACCGACCCAACACAACAUUCCAAACCAACUUGAAUCUCUUCCUCUCAUCCCUCGUCUCUAACGCCACCCUCCACGACGGUUACUACCUCACCAACUUCUCCCUAGGAGCCCCUGGCGAGGUCAAGGGACUCUUCCUCUGCCGCGGUGACGUAACCCCCUCCGUCUGCCACGACUGUGUCGCCGCCGCGGCCGACAACAUCACACGCCUCUGCACCAACCAAACAGAGUCUGUAAUAUGGUAUGACGAGUGUAUGGUGCGCUACUCCAACCUUUCCUUCCUCAACAACAUAGUCCCAAGUAUUGGCAUCAGUUCCCAACAGAGCGUUCCUGAUUCCGAUAUUAACAGCUUCAUCGAUUUUCUUGCAUCCGCGCUGAAUGGUGUGGCGCAGGAUGCGGUGAAUUCUCUUUCGGGUAGAAUGUUUGCCACAAGAGAAGCGAGUUUCACGAGCUCAAUGAGUCUGUACGCCCUGGCGCAGUGUAGACCUGAUUUAUCCGUCUUCGAUUGCAACAUGUGCUUAACAGGCGCCAUCAGUAGCCUCGGUGAAGGAAAACGAGGUGCACGGAACCUGCUUCCUAGUUGUAAUGUCAGAUAUGAAUUGUACCCUUUUUACAAUGUUUCCGCCGUCUCCACUAAACCAGAGUCUCUUUCCCCAUCUUCAGGAAAAAGAAGUAUCUCUAUAAUUCUGGCUAUUGGUGUCCCAAUUGUCGUUGCGGUGCUACUUCUCAUUGUUGGCGUCUGCUUCCUACGCAAGAGAGCAAGCGAUAAAUACAAUAAUUCUUUUGGCCAGGAUUCAAGUAAUCUCUCUUUCUCCAUCAAACUGAUAUUUUCGUGUAAUCUGUUUCAAUUGCCUUUAAUUUGGUGGCUGAUGAUUAUUAUCUUUCUUUGCUGUGUAGUUGUGGAAGGUCUGAGCGAUGCGGAUUCAUUGCAAUUUGACUUGGCUAUGAUUGAAGCUGCCACGAACAGAUUCUCGGAUGAGAACAAAAUUGGCAAAGGGGGAUUUGGGGUGGUUUAUAAGGGUGUCCUCCCUGACGGACAGGAGAUAGCUGUGAAGAGGUUGUCAGUAACCUCCUUGCAGGGGGCAGUAGAGUUCAGGAAUGAAGCUGCCCUUGUGGCCAAGCUUCAACAUAGAAAUUUAGUGAGACUAUUGGGAUUUUGCUUGGAGGGCCAGGAAAAGAUUCUUGUCUACGAAUAUAUUCCAAACAAAAGCCUUGAUUACUUUCUAUUCGAUUCUACGAAGCAAAGAGAGUUAGAUUGGUCACAACGCUACAAGAUUAUAGUUGGCAUUGCUAGAGGAAUUCUUUAUUUACAUGAAGAUUCUCAACUUAGAAUUGUACACCGUGAUCUCAAAGCUAGCAAUGUUUUAUUAGAUCAAAAUAUGAACCCAAAGAUUUCUGAUUUUGGCAUGGCAAAGAUUUUCCAGGCAGACCAGACUCAAGUAAAUACAGGAAGAAUAGUUGGGACUUAUGGUUACAUGUCCCCAGAAUAUGCAAUGCGUGGUCAGUUUUCUAUGAAAUCGGAUGUGUUCAGCUUUGGUGUCUUGGUUUUGGAGAUUGUGAGUGGCAAGAAGAAUACUGAUUUUUAUCAGUCAAAUCACGCUGAUGACCUCUUAAUCUUUGCUUGGAAGAAAUGGACAGAGCAAACACCAAUGGAGUUUGUGGAUCCAACUCUGAGAGGUUCUUGUUCGAGAAAUGAAGUAAACAGAUGCAUCCAAAUUGCUUUAUUAUGCGUUCAGGAAAAUCCAUCUCACCGACCAUCAAUGGCCACCAUUGCACUUAUGCUCAACAGUUAUUCAGUUACCAUGUCAAUGCCACGACAACCAGCAUCUUUCCUGCGUGGAAGAACUCCUAACAGGCUUAACCGAGGGCUUGACUCUGAUCAGUCUACCACCGAUCAAUCUACCUCCUCUUCAAUUCCAUGGUCUGUGAAUGAAGUAUCCGUCACUGAAGUAUACCCUCGCUAAUGGAUCAUUUUUAGUUUUCUUCCAUCAGUCCACUGUAAUCAAUUUCAUCAACUAUUUGUAUCUAAAUUAAAGUACAACUUUUUUUUUUAUCUGAUCCAGUUAAGCUAUGA
Vigna unguiculata (cowpea) is the source of this 2349-nucleotide messenger RNA. Its product is annotated as cysteine-rich receptor-like protein kinase 10. The record is from RefSeq and is a predicted model, not a curated record. Gene Ontology annotation, biological process: protein phosphorylation; defense response to bacterium. Lineage: Eukaryota; Viridiplantae; Streptophyta; Magnoliopsida; Fabales; Fabaceae. Gene Ontology annotation, molecular function: protein serine/threonine kinase activity; ATP binding. Gene Ontology annotation, cellular component: plasma membrane.